AUGUCCAAGGACCUGAAAAUUCUGUGCAGUGACUCCUACCUGGAGCUGAGCGAAGGUCGGUACCAGCAUUUCAGUGGUGAUAACAAAGAGCAUGAAAAAGUUCUGAAAGAAAGCUGCACUCUGUAUGUGGGGAAUCUUUCUUUUUCUACAACCAAAUAACAAAUAUUUGAGCUCUUUAGUAGAUGUGGCAAUGUCAGGAAUAUAUUUGUGGGUUUGGAUAAAAUAAAGAAAAUGGCAUGUGGUUUCUGUUUUGUAGAAUACCACAACAGAACUGAUGCUGAAAAUGCCAUGCUAUUCCUAAAUGGAACCAUCUUAGAUGACUAUAUCAUUCACAGAGAUUGGGAUCCAGGCUUUAGAGAGGGCAGACAGUAUGGUUGUGGCCAAUCUGGGGGCUAGGUAAGAGAUGAGUUUCAUGAAGACUUUGAUGCUGGUAGAGGAGACUUUGGAAAAGAAGUUGAGGCCCAUGAUAAAAGAGGAGCUCCUUAG
Phyllostomus hastatus (greater spear-nosed bat) is the source of this 486-nucleotide messenger RNA. It is a transcript of the gene NCBP2L, whose product is annotated as nuclear cap binding protein subunit 2 like. Gene Ontology annotation, molecular function: RNA cap binding. The transcript has a single exon. Gene Ontology annotation, biological process: mRNA cis splicing, via spliceosome. NCBI's taxonomy places the organism in Eukaryota, Metazoa, Chordata, Mammalia, Chiroptera, Phyllostomidae. Gene Ontology annotation, cellular component: nuclear cap binding complex. The record is from RefSeq and is a predicted model, not a curated record.